This is a messenger RNA of Beauveria bassiana ARSEF 2860, 3993 nucleotides long. RefSeq names its product putative OS4 protein. Gene Ontology annotation, molecular function: MAP kinase kinase kinase activity; ATP binding. Lineage: Eukaryota; Fungi; Ascomycota; Sordariomycetes; Hypocreales; Cordycipitaceae. The transcript has 2 exons. Gene Ontology annotation, cellular component: cytoplasm. Bases 1 to 3993 code for a protein of 1330 amino acids. Gene Ontology annotation, biological process: protein phosphorylation; stress-activated MAPK cascade. The record is from RefSeq and is a predicted model, not a curated record.
AUGGACAACCGUGCUGGUAGCGACGACGACGACGUUUCGCGCAUCGACUUCGCAUCGCAAGAGCACGCUAUGACCGGAGCUGCUGCCAAAGCAGAGGCAUCUGAGGACUCGACCCCAGAAUUCCAGGAUGCACCCCACAGUCACGAGCAGCACCAUGACGAGCCUGGACUGCUGAGGCAUUCUGAUGCGAACGGAGAUGAUGCAGAAGCACUCGGCACCAUUUCGAAUGGCACAGUCAGCAACAGCCAGCGUGGCCACGGUGGCGAUGACCAGGCCUACCUCCAACGACCACUCGGCCCAACGAGAACGCCGUCUAGCACAUAUAACCCCUCGACUUCUCGAAGGCCACGGCCGCCACAGACGGUGCCAUCAUACGAUGGCACAGUCCGAUCCUCUUCCGCAACGCGCCCGUGGCCGAGUGAUAGUAGAUUUCGGGCCCAGGAACGAGCCUAUGUGCAGAAGUUACGGCAAGAAUAUGAUGGCGAAUAUUUCAAUCACUACGAUGAUAUCGGGAAUGACUCGGACUCGGAUGGAGAGACUCCCUCUACUGAAAGCCCUUUCGAUGAUCGGCUUGACCAAGAAACAAUCAUGUUCUACGGAAACGACAACGUACUACCUACCGAAGACGAAUUAAAGGACCCCGAGAGUCGAGAAAGACUCGAGUGGCAUGGCAUGCUCGAGGCUGUUCUGACUGGCGAUGUGGUGCGGCAAGAGAAAAAGAGACUGAUUGGCUCCUCCGAGCAAGCUGUUGGAAAGACUGGCCACAAAACAGAACUCUGGCUUGGCGUACGCAGCAAGGUGUGCGGUAGACAUAUUCCAGUGCAGAAACGCAUUGUUGAGGAGGCGCGCGCCGCUUUAGAUCGGACCCUCGACGAGAUUAUCAACUUCAAAGUCAAGGGUGAAAGCGAGGCAGGAAAGAAUCCUUAUGAGCAGGUCCGCGACAUUGUCGCCUCCAUCGAAAAGUGCGAAAGCCUUUAUCCUUCUUGGCAGUCCCUCGUCGCCGAACACCCAACGGCAGGCUCACCACAUUUCAGCGAAGCUUACGAAGCAAUCAUGUCUUGGUACAAUACCAAUGAAAUGAUCAACACUGAACUGUUUAUCCUCAAAAAGUGGGUUGGCAACGACGAACUCGACUUUUCUCGCACCAAACAGCGAUCACCAGCUGUGGACGGCAUCGCACCCGACGAAGCUUCUUUCCUGGAUCGACUCAUGAAGGAAGACGGUCUGCAGUCAUUGCAUGACGAGGAGGACGAAGAGUCUCCCAAGGGCAUGCUGCCACCCAUUGCAAAAGUCAUUCUCAAGGCCAAGGAGACCUUUAUUCUCAACUCUGGACCGUUCCAGAAACGGCAUUUGCCGCCCUAUUUGGAUGAACUUUUGACGCUCAUCAGCUUCCCAUCUAGACUCAUCGAAGAGAUUACGCGAAUCCGUCUUGCUUACGCUAGGAGAGUUAAGGAGACCGCCCAGCAGAAUCCACUGAUGCAGGAUCAGAUGAUCUCACAAUUCCAAAUGCUGCUCAAAGCAGCUAUCCGAAUUAAAAAGCAAUAUCUGCAGAUAGAGAAGCCAGAGCCGGGAUGGGACCUCCCUCCAUGCAUUGAUGAAUCAUUUGAUCAAGUCGUGCUGGAGGCGUUGAAGUACUAUUUCAAAAUGCUCAACUGGAAGCUCACAGGAAACAGGAACACGUUCAAGGAAGCCGAACUGUUGUUUCAGGAGUGGGAGUUUGCAAACGAUAUCGGCAGGCAGCUACAGCGAGGCCACAUUGAGGUGGCCGAGCAGUUCAGCUCGCUGACUCUGAAGGCCAUUAGCCGUCUCAGCCAGACUUUUGAGAGAGAGUUGCAGGCAAAAUCGGGUGAAUCAGCGGCCGAGAUGACGAAGCGAUACAAAGCUUGCCUCGACUCUGUCCGCGUGCGGCAACGAAUGCUGCAGCGUUUUUCGCGCAUGCUAAGCGACAACUACGAGCAUGCGUCGGACUACAGUAUCUCCUACUCGCCUCAAAAUAUAUCCAAGUUUUUCGACCAACUGGCAGCCACUGGCCAUUUUCGUCUGCAGACUGGUGUUUUUGAAAAGGAUGGCAUUCAUAUUAUAGCGUCCCCAGACUUGCAUGAGAGGCUUGACGAUAUCCAGGAAUUGAUGGCGAUUACAAAGAGGGACACCUUUGAUGAGAAAUCAAGCGUCGGGUAUAUCCUCGUUGUGAGACCCGAGGAGACCUUGAGUUGGUUUGGCGAGGUUAUCAACCUGUCACUGAAGACCCAAGUCAUCGACUUGAAACGCGGCCAGCUUCGUCUUUGCGCAACCAGCUCACAAGCUCUGCCAAACGCCAGGAUCAAAUUUCUGGACGCUGUCGACAUGCAUGUUGAUCUUUUACAAGAAGCGAGAUCCAACAUUCACAAGGUUAACCAAAAACUGACAGACAUUCGGAAAGUCACAUAUAAGCUUUCCAACACAUUCAUGGAUAGUGUCGAAACGAUCCGAAGGCAGGCAGCUGGAAAAGACUGCCAGGAGCUUAUUCAGACCUGCUUCGUGUUUGCAACAGAAUUUGGUCAGCGAUCACUACUCUACAUGGACAGCAAUAGGCGCCAGAUGAAUAAUCUGAAGCUCACCAAGCUCGCACUUGACUGGGUCAGCUUCAUUUGCGACGACUGUAUUGCCUCGGACAGGAAGACUUUCCGUUGGGCAGUGGUUGCGCUGGAACUGGCCAUGGGCAUGACACGUGGACGACACAUUCUCGCACUUGGCGAGAGGGAAUACUCCAUCUUGCGAACCAAAGUGGCUGGUUGCAUGUCAGUACUGAUCUCGCACUUUGACAUUAUGGGCGCGCGUUCGAACUUGGCUGCACAAGCUGAGAGAGAAAGGGUUGAGGCAAUGAUGGGCCAGUUCAAAAAGUUGGACAGCAAGAAGAUGCUUGACGAUGAGGAAGCAGCCAGAUGCAGAGCUCUGCAACGGAUGGAGUUUCUCGACAAAGUUGACGAAAUCCGUCUUGAAAAGGAGGCCGAGCGCCGAUCAUUAGGUCGCGUCCUGGAGGCGAAUAACGAAGCCGACCGGUCGCUGGCCUAUUUAUCGUCGUCGUCUAUGAAUGUGACUAUGCGCUGGCAGCAAGGGCACUUUGUUGGGGGUGGUACUUUUGGUAAUGUCUACGCUGCCAUGAACCUUGAAUCGGGCCAGCUCAUGGCUGUCAAGGAGAUUCGACUACAAGAUCCCAAGCAAAUUCCGACGAUUGCGGAGCAAAUCCGCGAUGAAAUGGGCGUCUUGGAAGUUUUGGACCAUCCCAACGUUGUAGCCUAUCACGGUAUCGAAGUCCAUCGUGACCGUGUCUACAUCUUUAUGGAAUACUGCUCUGGGGGCUCCCUUGCCAACCUGCUCGAGCACGGACGAAUCGAGGACGAGCAGGUCACGACUGUUUAUGCAUUGCAAUUGCUGGAGGGUCUCGUUUAUCUGCAUGAAAGCGGCAUCACCCAUCGCGAUAUUAAGCCAGAGAAUAUUCUGCUUGAUCAUAAUGGCAUCAUCAAGUAUGUCGAUUUCGGCGCUGCCAAGGUCAUUGCCAGACAGGGCCGAACACUGGCCCAGGAUCUGCAUGCAACGAAGCCAAACAAAUCCAUGACAGGCACACCCAUGUACAUGUCGCCGGAAGUAAUCAAAGGAGAAUUAUCCGAGAAUUCCGGAAGGGCGGGAGCUGUGGAUAUCUGGUCACUGGGAUGCGUCAUUUUGGAGAUGGCCACCGGACGACGACCAUGGGCGAACCUUGACAACGAAUGGUCCAUCAUGUACAACAUUGGCCAGGGCAACGCCCCGGCGCUCCCUACCACGGAGUUUCUGAGCCCGCAGGGUCUCGACUUUAUGAAGAAGUGCUUCAUUCGCGACCCGAGCAAGCGAUGGACCGCUGUCGAGCUGCUCCAGCACGAAUGGAUCAUGGCUAUCCGCAGCCAAGUGGUAGAGUCGCCGACGCCCAGCGAGAUGAGCUCGUCGGCCGCGACAACACCCUACUCGAUGCAUCAGUGA